AUGGCCUCUCUGGACCUGCCAUACCGCUGUCCUCGCUGCGGGGAGCACAAGCGCUUCCGAAGCCUGUCGUCCCUACGUGCCCACCUGGAGUACAACCACACGUACGAGACCCUCUACGUCCUCUCCAAAUCCAACAGUGUAUGUGAUGCUGCUGCUCUGCUGCCCCUAGUGGCUGAGGGAGCUCUUCUCACACCCGCCAACAACAACGACCCUUUUGAGCCACUUCGACCUUCAGCUUUCAAGGAGCGACGCUUCCCCUGCCGUGAGCUUCCUUGUCCAGACGACCUGGGAUUGACCCCCGCCAACUCCAACACUGCAGCCCGCUAUAUCCCCAAUGUGGAGUUUCCCCUGGGGGAGAUUUUUAUGAAGAAAGCCAUGACAUCCACAGACCCGGGUCCGCAUGGAAACCCCAGCACAGCUGUAGCAGUGGCGGCCAAUGUAGCGGCCAGUGCAGUGGAGGCGGCCUACGAGGAAGGCCUUGCCAGACUGAAGGCACGGGCGUUUGAACGACUGGAGCUGGAUGAGAGGCUGGAGAAACUGUCUGAAGAGGUGGAGCAGAAAAUAGCGGCCCGUGUAGGUCGUCUUCAGGCAGAGCUGGAGAGGAAGAGCUCAGAGCUGGAGCGGGCCAAGCAGGAGAGUGAGCGGCUGAGCCAGGAGAAGCAGGACCUGGAGGACAAGGCCUCAGAGCUUUCUCGGCAGGUGGACGUCUCUGUGGAGAUGCUGGCCAAUCUCAAACAGGACCUGGUUAACAAGGAGGAGGAGCUCAACCACAAACAGCAGGAGGUCGCCCAGAUUGACCAAUUCCUCCAGGAGACGGCAGCACGUGAAGCCAACGCCAAGGUGCGCCUGCAGCAGUUCAUCGAGGAGCUGCUGGACCGAGCCGACCGCGCGGAAAAACAGCUGCAGAUCAUCAGCAGUUGUGGCACCACACCAAAUGGCAGCCUGGGACGAUGCAGCCUCCAGGGCUCAAAGGGCAAUGGACGUCAGAGAAAUUCCAGCAUUUCCGGGAGCACCCGAGGCAUGUACCAAGUGUCCGAUCGACGUUCAUCCCCAAGCACAGGGGCAUCAGGGCGCCUCAAGUCAGUCUCACAGGGCUCUGGAGGUUACGACAGUGACAGUGUAGAGAUGCAUCCCAUGGAGGAGUGUCCCGAGGCCCAGUACUACCAUGUCCAGUGCCGACUGGGUGAGGGAGGUUACGAGCGUUCCCCCGGGGGAGGAGGUGGUGUGUCUCGGAGCUGGGGUCUCCGAAAACAAGCUAUCCAGAACUGGCAGCGGCGGCCAUACCGGAACAGCACUGAAGGGGAGGAAGGAGACGUAUCAGAUGUGGGUUCCCGCACCACCGAAUCAGAGGUGGAGAUGUGGGAGCAGGAGAGGAGGGCCGUGGCAGAGGUCCAACAGUCUGCUGCCCCGUACCCUCACCACGGCCGGGCCGGCUACCGUGCUAACGCAGCACGGUCUGAAGGCGUCUACAAUAAGCCAUGCCGCCAUGAGAAGAGCCCGUCUAAAUCCAAUGAGGUCAUCAGCCCAGAGAUCCUGAAGAUGCGUGCAGCCCUUUUCUGUAUCUUCACCUACCUGGAUACUAAAACCUUACUGAGGGCCGCUGAGGUCUGCCGUGACUGGAAGUUUGUGGCCCGUCACCCGGCAGUGUGGACCAGAGUGCUGCUGGAGAACGCUCGCAUUUCUUCCAAGUUCCUGGGCACACUGUCUCAGUGGUGCACUCAGACGCACUCGCUCAUCCUGCAGAACCUCAAACCACGACAGAGGGGCAAGAAGGAAACCAAGGAGGAGUACCUCAAAAGCACACGUGGCUGUCUGGAGGAGGGUCUGGAGGCCAUACUGAAAGCCACAGGAAGCAACCUACUGAUUCUGAAGGUAUCUCACUGCCCCAACUUGCUGACCGAUCGCUCCCUCUGGCUGGCCAGCUGCUACUGCCGAGCCUUGCAGGCUGUAACCUACAGGAGUGCCACAGACCCAGUUGGCCAGGAGGUGAUCUGGGCCCUCGGGGCAGGCUGCAGAGACAUCAUCUCCCUGCAGGUGGCACCACUGCACCCAUGUCAGCAGCCAGCUCGCUUCAGUAACCGAUGCCUUCAGACCAUAGGAAGAUGCUGGCCACACCUGCGUGCUCUUGGUGUGGGUGGGGCCGGGUGUGGCAUCCAGGGGCUGGCCUCACUGGCGAGGAACUGCAUGCGUCUGCAGGUGCUGGAGCUGGACCACGUGAGUGAGAUCAACCAGGAGGUGGCAGCAGAAGUUUGCAGGGAAGGCCUGAAGGGCUUGGAGAUGCUGGUUCUCACCUCCACACCAGUCACUCCCAAGGCUCUGCUCCACUUCAACAGCGUGUGUCGCAACCUGAAGUCCAUCGUUGUUCAGAUUGGCAUAGAAGACUACUUCGAGGACCCCAACAGCCCUGAGGCAAGGAAACUGUUUGACGAGAUGGUCAACAAGCUGCAGGCUCUGAAGAAAAGACCUGGCUUCUCCAAAAUUCUCCAUGUAAAAGCAGAGAGUCUCUGCUAACAUCCCUCGUGCAGCUAAAAGUCGUGGAGGGACUCCAUCUUGGCUCUAAGCCAUUCAAACAGACCUGGCCGUUUUGAGCCCUCUCCGUGGGGCUCAAUCAGUCUGCAGCACCAACAGAAACAAUGGAAGACCACAGAUCGCCAUGACGAACCAGGAAGUUAGCUAUACUAAAGGCUCAAUGUGCAUACUCUAUAACUACAAACUUGCAAAAAAAACUCAUUUACUAUUCCGGGCGGAGAAAUCACAAUCUCCCUCACUUUCAUUAUGACAGAACACUGGUCAGGAGGAUUAUUUGGAUCUUAAGUCUUUCCACAAUGGCACGAUCUAUCAAAAAAGGGGCCUGUCUUUAACAUGCCAGUUAGGCUCAGAAAGAAACCCCAACAAAACUAUCAGAUUCUUUAUUAUCAGUUGUCUUUUGCUUCCACCAUACCAACGGAUCAUGUCGUAACAGAGCCAGACCUCUUCCUAUGAAUACCUGGAGCUAGGUGAUGAUGCUGUAUGUCAGUGUCUGCAUCCACGUGUAUGACCUUUAGCUCAGACUACCUUAGACACCAACAACUAGGGGGCAGGAGCACGUUAACAGUGCACAGCAUAUAUAAAUUUUCCACUGAGAAGGACAUAAAACUUAAUAGAAAAGGAAAUUGUUUUUGAUUUUGCAAGGGA
Molecule: messenger RNA, 3174 nt
Organism: Myripristis murdjan (pinecone soldierfish)
Lineage: Eukaryota; Metazoa; Chordata; Actinopteri; Holocentriformes; Holocentridae
Gene: fbxo41
Product: F-box protein 41
Exons: 13
Coding region: 1-2511 (836 amino acids)
Molecular function (GO): protein binding
Source: RefSeq, a predicted model, not a curated record